This is a messenger RNA of Nicotiana attenuata, 1983 nucleotides long. RefSeq lists its product as uncharacterized. The coding region runs from base 664 to 1716 and encodes 350 amino acids. Lineage: Eukaryota; Viridiplantae; Streptophyta; Magnoliopsida; Solanales; Solanaceae. The transcript has 3 exons. The record is from RefSeq and is a predicted model, not a curated record.
ACAAAUUUUUACCUCAUUUUCGUACUUCAUUUUCAGAAGAUAUAAAAAGGUGGUUAAGUCAGAGGAAAACAAAGGAUUCUGCAAAAAGUGGAAUUUGUCAUCAUUCCCCUAUCAUCACCGUCACCUUCAUCUUUCAUUCACUCUCACAUUUUUCUUCCCCAGAAAAAAGGGAACUAACAAUAUUUUUUUUAUAGAAAAAAACCCAAUAAAUCGGCAGAUCUGAGAAGCCUUUUUAUUUUAAAUCUUACAGUCAUCAUCUCUUAUAUUCAUUUUCCAUUUCUUCCUUAUCUUCCAAUCAAGAUUUAAUUUUUACUUCUAGUUUUCUAGAUGGGCAUUGAUCAAAAUGUGUAACUGAAACUGGGAUAUAUUCUUUUAAUUUUUGUUUUUGUUUUUUUGGGGUUGCUGGUAAUAAUAUUACAAUCUUUAUUGUUAUUAAAAGCAGCAUGAUAUACACAUAAUUCUAAUUUUUUAACAUGUUUAAUUGAUCAAAAUGUGUAGAUUGAAACUGGGUUAGGUUCUUUUGAUAUUUAGAGAAUCAUGAUAUACACAUAAUUUUAAUCUUUGUAACUGGUUAAUUGAUCAAAAUAUGUAGAUUGAAACUGGAUUAGGUUCUUUUUUUUCCUCUAUUUUUGUUUUUUUUGGGGCGGGGGAGAUUGCUCCGCCAUGAUGAGGUCAUCAUCUCCACCGCAUGCUGGUGAUGGCAGCGGUGGUUGUAGCGUCGGUGAAGGAGGAUUGAAUUAUUUUGAACAUCAAGUUUCAAAAUUUGAUACACUUCCUGGUGUAGCAAUCAAAUAUGGUGUUGAGGUAGCUGAUAUUAAGAGGUUGAAUGGGCUGGUUUCGGACCUCCAAAUGUUUGCUCUAAAGACACUUCAAAUACCAUUACACGGGAGGCAUCCACCAUCACCCAUAGUGUCAAAUGGUCAAGACACCCAAGGACCAAGCAGCUCUGAGAAGACUCCUUCGAGCAAUCGAUACCCUGAUUUGUUUGGUUCAUUUCACUCCCUAAAAUUGACGUCUUCCUCCCAGCCAAGAGUUUCACAUUAUGGUGGUCCUAAACCGGAAAUUCAGAAACUUGCAUCUGAAGGUUUUGAAAUGGCUGUCUAUCGGAAAGGAGUAUCACAUUAUUUAGAAGAUGGACCGUUUUUCAAGUCAACCCCUCAUCCUAAUCCACCACUCAGUCUUCAUAGAAAAUGUAAAAGCGUAGCUAAUGAUAUGUCAGAGAAUGGAGUUCUGGGCAAUCAUUUGUCACAAGAUAGCGCAGAAAAUGGCUCGGAUAGAUGGUUCGAGAAAUUGUCAAGAAGGCGUCAAAAAUCUGAGGCUGAUUUCAGUUCUCGCACCCCAGAAGUACUGUUGAAGAAAGAUAAUAACAGUGGCAGCGGGUUUUCUGCCGUUGCUGGGAAAGGUUUGGCUUUGCGACCUAAGUCAGCUAGUCGAACUCUCUCUGGACCAGAUACUGAAGCAAGUUCAAUAAAUCCUAUCCCUAUCGGAUUGAAUGAUUCUUUACUGAACGAAAGUACAAGUGUUAGGAAAUCAUCGAGUACAUCGAGUUUGCAGGAUUCAGAUAGUAGUGGCACAUUAUCUUCCCUGUGGACAACAACGAAAUGGAAUUUGAAGCCAGAUUUUCAGGCAAUUUCUGCUGCAGCAAUUACCAAACCAAUCUUUGAUAGCCUUCCCAAACCAAUCACUGCGCGAAAAAGCAAGACUGCUGUUGAUUAGCAGUUAUCUCUGCAUAUCUUGUUACCCCUUCUUCAACACAUAGAAACCGAAAGUAGAACUAUAGAAGUAAAACAUUAAAUGCUUACAUAGUCCUAGAACUUUAUCUUUUCUUCUAUUUCCUUUUCUUAUUUCAAAGUUUUGGUUAGAGGAUGCUCAUAUCUUCCAUUGGUAAAAGGUGAAGUUUAUCCUUGGAGUUAAGAAUUUGUAGCAUUACAACAAAGAUUAUUGUGUAGUAGAAAUUUUGUUUGCAUGGUUAUGCUUCAUGAA